Molecule: messenger RNA, 1404 nt
Organism: Acanthamoeba castellanii str. Neff
Lineage: Eukaryota; Discosea; Longamoebia; Acanthamoebidae
Product: FYVE zinc finger domain containing protein
Exons: 14
Coding region: 1-1404 (467 amino acids)
Molecular function (GO): metal ion binding
Source: RefSeq, a predicted model, not a curated record
AUGGCGCAAACCGCAGUACUCCAUGAUCCCCUCUCAGAAUUCGGACAAGAAAUGAAGGAGGUGAACACGAGUGGCAAGAAGCCUUUCAGCACAGAUGAGGAAGAUGAUGCGCACGCCUCAUCUGCAGCCACCACAUCGACCAGGAAGAGCACCAGGAGCAAGAGAUCGCACAAAGAAGAGAAGCUGGAGAAGCCCACGUGGGUGCCCGACGACCAGGCGACCAAGUGCCACAAGUGCGAGACCGCGUUCUCGCUCUUCCACCGCAAGCACCACUGCCGUGGCUGCGGCAACAUCUUCUGCAUCAAGUGCUGUGACCACUGGCUGCUGCCUCCGAAGGAGCUCGAGUACACCACCAUCCAGCGGACCUGCCAGUCGUGCUUCAAGCGCCUCUCCUCGCUCAACUUCGAGCGCAACUACGACGAGUGGGGCCGCAAGGACGAUCCGGCGAUCGUUCUGGUCCAUGGCGCCUGCGGUACGCGCAAGAACUGGUUCUUGCUCGGCCCCGCCCUGGCGGAGAAAGGCUAUCAUGUGAUCGCGCCUGAUAUGCCCGAGCACGGUGCGCGCUACGAGGAGAAGCUCUACAUGAACAGCGCUAUUGAGGCGGUGGCGGACAUGAUCCACUACUAUGUUCCCUCCAAGAAGGCGCUGGUGUUCGGCUACUCCAUGGGCGGCUACAUCGCGAUGGCCUUUGGCGCCAAGUACCCCGAACUCUGCCGCGGCUUGAUCAUCGGCGGCGCUGGCACGGACAUGAGGAAGGACCGCUCCAUGCUCGAGUGGAUGGGCACCUACUACAAACUUCUCUCCAAUAAGUCGAAGACUUCCCUCGAGAAGACCUGGCACGACACUCCCUUGAUCGCGGCCAAGGUGGAGGAAGACGUGCUGAACGAGUACUGCUUGCGCGCGGGCAGCUACUACGAGGCCUGGCCGUCGAUUGUCAACAUGUUGACCUCCGAGAACUAUAAGAAGGUGCUGAUGCAGGUCAAAGCACCCGUGCUGUUCUUCACCGGCCAGCACGACAGGAGAGAUGCGGAGCGAAAAUGGUUGAACGCCACCACCAACGCCCGCCUCGAGGUAAUCCCCGAUGCCGGUUAUAUGUGCGUGAUCGACAAGCGACACAGGGACAAGGUCAGGGACCUCAUCCUCCAGUUUGCCGGCUACGCCUUCUCCCUCAGCAAGGACAAGCGGCAGGACAAGAGGCGCACGCAGGUCCCGCGGGUCCCAAAGGCGGCCACCGAGAAGGGAAAGGAGAAGGAGCAGGACGCUUCGUCAUCCGCCACCACCUCGACCAACAAGGAGGAGCAGAAGGUGGAGGAGCAAAAGAAGCCAGAGAGCAAGGAGGAGGCGGAAGAAGAGAAGCCGCAGCCGGAGACCAAGGACGAGAACGCCGAAGAAGAGAAGCCCUGA